UAUCCACCCACUCUCGAUAGACAAGUUUUUCUCUGUAUGUUACACUGUAGGCGAGCGCGCUGGAGCGCCUCUCGAAACUCGCCACAACGAUCCCAAUAUGUACUGCGCGACUGCCUCUCCGGCUCUCCAUAGGAAAUGAAUACAAAGUGUUAAGACGCUAUCCGUCGUCAGAACCAGUGGAGCCGUACGGUUAAACAGUCACCUGUAAACAUCUCUGUAAUUUUCUUUGUUCAUAUUUUCCUUGAAAGGUUUUUUGGCCAAAGCUGUGAAGAAUCUUUCUUUGUCAUGUGUCAGCAUCGGGACCGCAGUAACUACAGAUUUAUAUCACAGACGAUGACGUGGUCUGCUGCCCAGCAGUUGUGCAAUUAUCAUGACAAGGAACUGGCAGUUUUCAGUGAUACCUCCACACUGAGCUCAUACGACUUUCCUGCCUGGAUUGGUCUGCGUAGAAAUGGAAGCACAUGGGAGUGGAGCAUGGAGUUAUUAGAGUUCAGACAAUGGGAACAAACUGAGCCUGGAGGCGAUGACGACUGUGUCACCAUCACCUCUAAGACAAAGCGCAUGACUACCAGAGACUGCUCCUCCAAGCUUCCCUUCAUCUGCUACAAUAACAACCUGGUCCUGGUGAAGGAGAACAAGACCUGGGAGGAGGCACUGGAGCACUGCCGGAACAUGAGGGCCUCUCACAUGCACUAUCGCUAUGAGCUGGUCAGUGUGCAGCCUGGAGAAGACUACAGCAUCGUGAUGUUCUCAAUGAUGGACUCGGACACUGAGGAGGUGUGGACAGGGCUGCGCUUCAUGGCGGGUCAUUGGUGGUGGAUGAACAAGGCUGACAUGUUGUUCGACAUGCCCGUCUGCCCCGUGAAGUGGCAGUAUUGCGGCGCUUUGUCCAAGAACGACACGGUCGGCAUGAAGACCAGAGACUGUUUGGAGAAGAAGAACUUUCUGUGUUACAGACUUUAGUCCAGACAUCCAGGCUACGACCAGAUGCUCGACUGUUUCCACCAUGGUUAUAGUCACAGGAAAUAAUGUUAGAUAUACUGAAUCCUUAGCUGGUAGAUACAACUGGAAAAAAUAAUGUGUCAAAGUACGGCUCAAAUUACAGGAUUUAAAAAUCCAAAUGUUCAGAAUCUGGUUUCAUCACACACAUUAAGUAGGGUUCUAGCUUCCAUUUUAAGGAAACCCCAUCAUUGGCUCGUCCCCUUGAGGACUUAUUUUCUAUUGGCUACUCUGGUUCCCAUCAGAGAAUACUGACACAAUCAUCAAAAACUGAAAUCCUCUGACAUAUAAGGAUUAUAUAGGAUAUAAAGAUAAGGAUCCCAGACCGAGUUUCCUGUGUUUGGAUGGAUAAAAAAGUCCUGCCAUCUGAACUUAGCCUGAGAUGUAUCUUUGCACUAGUUUGUUCAGAUUUUCAGAUGAUGCAUAUACAUUUUUUUUGCUCAUUCUAUUUUUGACAAGUAGUUCUCUCAUAGGGGCAGUAAUGUAUCCGCUCAGUAAAAGUUAUAUGCUGCUUUGUAAGUGCUGAAAAAAAUCUUAAAAUGUGACUUAAAAUGUAUUUAUAAUGAACUCCUAAAAAUCCCAAAGGUAACUUUUACAAUAAAUAUCGUGUAGGUUUUUCAUUGUUGAUUUUUUCAUCAAAGGUAGAAUCAGGCUAAUGUUAGCACACUUUAGUUAAAUCUUAAAGACCCAUCUUUCAUGAACA
This is a messenger RNA of Labrus mixtus (cuckoo wrasse), 1702 nucleotides long. RefSeq names its product secretory phospholipase A2 receptor-like. The coding region runs from base 286 to 963 and encodes 225 amino acids. The transcript is spliced from 4 exons. NCBI's taxonomy places the organism in Eukaryota, Metazoa, Chordata, Actinopteri, Labriformes, Labridae. The record is from RefSeq and is a predicted model, not a curated record.